Pediculus humanus corporis (human body louse) is the source of this 3558-nucleotide messenger RNA. Its product is annotated as DNA double-strand break repair Rad50 ATPase, putative. The record is from RefSeq and is a predicted model, not a curated record. The coding region runs from base 1 to 3558 and encodes 1185 amino acids. NCBI's taxonomy places the organism in Eukaryota, Metazoa, Arthropoda, Insecta, Psocodea, Pediculidae. The transcript has 3 exons.
AUGGAACAAGAACCGAAAUCAAUAGUGAAAGAAUCGACACCUCAACAAUCCUCCAAUAUAAAAUCAAUAUCAGAUCGCGAUACCAAGAACGAAAACGACGAUAAAUGUGAGAAAAAUAAAUUUAAGGAAUUCACAAGCAAUGGAAAAGAAGAAGAAGAAGAAAAAGAAAAGGAAAAAGAAUCGAUGAAUGACAACGGAAACGGAAACGUCGAGUCCUUGCCACAAAUAACCAUGCCUUCUUUUAAAAAGAGAGUACACAGUCAAAGAAUGCCGCAACGUGAAAGACCUGCGGUCACACCUUACGAGGGCGACUACGAUAAAAAAUAUUCAUCGGACGAGGAUAACGUGGAGUACGAAGUGGACGAACCCGAAGACGUUACGGAAAGGAGCAAUUCAUCGGUCACGUUUUCCGAAGACGUUUACGAUUCCGACGUCAUUGAAGAAAUGUUACAGAAUCAAUUACGUAAACCGUCGCAAAUAUCCCUGGAAUCGAGAGAUUUAAUAGACGUUCCACCGUUGAAAGGGAUUUUAAAAGAAAGUAAAGAUAAAUCGAGCGCGAUUAAUAAAAAAAAGGGUAGUUUAACGACCGCCACCACGACACCGACUACUCCGACGACGACACCUACCGAACCGGAAUCGUUAUUAAUUACCUCAUCGAAAGAUAUUGCAGAAGAAGAAGAAGAAGAAGAGAAAGAGACAAAAAAAUUAGAUGUAAAAAAAGAAAAUGAAAAACAACAAAUUUCGUCGGAAUCUCCGACGGGAGACAAAAUCAAAUCUGACGUCACAGGUGAGGAAAAUGUCAUGAAGAUUUUAACAACUAAACCAACUCACGGCAUUGCAAUUCCACAAAUUACGCAAUUAAGUACUACCGAAAAUGAUUACGAUGUUGCAACUAAAACCCUCCGAAGCAUUAAUACCCAGCAAAUAACCGAUUACGCUGCUACUAACAAUAUCGGUGACGUAACCACCGGUAAAAAUGAUGACGUGAUAGAGAAAGUGACUAAACCGUUAGAAAGUUUGAAAGAUUUCGCGGAUACCGUAACAAUAUUAAACGUUCCAUCCGGUCAUGCCAUCGAUAACCAAAUCCUUAAAGUAACCGAAAUGAAAACAUUGGAAAUCUCGGAUGAGAAAUCAAACGAAAACUUUUCCGAUCGACCGCAAAAAAUUGAUGACGUCACGGCAAUAAAAACGUCAGGUGAUGAGGAGAUGAAAGGUGACAAAAUGCCGGGCGACGGUGUUGAAAUGAUAUCGACGGAUGAAUACCCACGAUUGAGCGUCGGUGAUGAAGUCGAAGAACCCGGAAAAGACAAAAUGUCUGCUGUUAUUUUAUCGUUGGAUGACGCGACGGAAAUCGCGGAAAAAGUAGUCGGCGAUAUAGUUCAAGAAGCAGAAAACAUGAUAUUUCAAACGAAAGACGACCCGAAAUCCGAUUUGACCGAGGAUGACAUUGAAAAGUAUCAACUUCCGUCGGCGGAAGAAACGGAAUUGAGUUUAUCUGAAAAAUCGGAGAUUGACGAAGAAAUAAAAUCGACGGAAGUCAUGAGCAAAACGGAUCCGUUAACGAAUGACGUUUCGAAUGUUGAAAAAUUACUUCCGGCGGAAAACGUUCAGAAAUCUUUAACGGCGAUUUCGCCGAAAGAACCUGAAGAGAUUUCGGCUGAAAUUAAAACUUACGUAAGCGAAACAGAGAAUUAUAAUUUUACCCACCGACCGCACGAUGAAUUCGAUGGCGCCAAUGAAUCCAUUCGCGUGGAAAAUCCGGAAAUGCAAAAAAAGAACAUACUCGAAUUUUCUUCGGUAUCAUCGAAAGUACCGGAUAUGAAAACACCGCCGGACAUAAUCGAAAAAGAAAAAUUUUUUAAAGAAACCGUGAGAAAAUUAGAUUCGGAAGUUUUCGGAAGCUCACCGACGAAAUUUGAAAAUUUAAAUUUAAUCGAAGAUGUCGGAGUAAAACCGGAUGAUGAUGAUGUACCGGAAAUGAAUGAAAAUGAAAAAAUUGAUAAAACGGAGGAAAUUUUUCGCGGUGAAAGUUCAAAGGAAAAAUUUUUCAAAGGUUUCGAACGGGAUUUCGUACAAGAUGAAAAAUCAUCAAAUUUUUAUCCGAUUUCGGAGAUGAAUGACUCGCUCGGCGAAACGUUUGCUCCCCAAAAUAUUCCCACGGAAAAACUUAAUCUCUUAUCAAACAUCACGACGGGUUUAUCGAAAUCCGUUAAAAGUAGUUUUGGAGAUUUGGCAGGUUAUUCCGAUGUUUCAAACGAUAAAAAAGACGAAGAAGAACUCGCGGUUGAAUCCGAUGUGAAAGACGUGGAAAGCGGUUACAAAGAAACCGAAUUGAGCGAAGAAAGUAGCGAUUUAGUAUCGAGAGAAUUAGGAUCCCCGGAAUCCCCGUCGAAACCUCGCGUCAUAUUCCGUAUAGAAUCCGAAGAUGAAGGCAUGAGCGACGCGGACACGGAUUGUCCGUCCCGUUCCGAAGUUUACAGUCCGACAAACGAAUUCGGUGAAAAAAUAAAAAAAGAACUCAAAGCAAGUUUCGAAAAGGAGCAGAAGAAACUCGAGCAAAGGUUAAACGCUAUGAAAGGCGGCAUAUUCGACAUAAGUCGUGAAUCUUUAUCACGAACCAAAGAAUUAGUCGACGAAAGACUAAGAAAAAUAUCGGAAAUCAAACCGCCGAAAGAACUCGACGAAUCCGUUCCGACGAGACCGGAAAAGAAAAAGAAAAGCAGAGGAGAAGAAAUCAAAAUAGGAAGAUUUCACAUAACUCCGGCACUCAUUGAUCAAGUUGCGACAAGAGAAGCCGAACUGGCAGAAAAAAUCAAAACGUUUAGAAAAAUUAACGACGAUGGCGACGACGAGACGCGAAGAAAAGGCGAAGAAGAAAUGGAAAAAGAAUUGUCGGAAAAAUUAACGGAAGCGGAUUUCGAAGAAGUCAUAAGAGAACUUAAACUCGAAGGUUUGAAAACGGAUGUUUUCUUUCUUCCCGAAGACAAAGAAAAAAAAGAUAAAAAAGAAAAAACGCUCAAAAGAGUCGAAAGAAGAUUCGAAAGGAUGGCAUCGGAAACUUUAGAAAAAGAAAAGGAAGAAUCUGACAGCGAAGAAAAAUUAGACGAAAAACGAGAAGUCGAAUUCCAAAGAAUGUUAUCGGAGAUGUCAAACGAAGAAGUUGCUCAAAGUCAAAAUGAGUACCUUCAACUUUGGGAAGAUGGUGGGGGGUUAAAUAGUUUAACGCCGACCGAUGAUUGGGAAUCCCGGGAUCCUGAUACGCCCGAUAACGAAUUAGAAGACGAUUCGCAACGAAUAAAAACAGGGAAAACGGAAACGUUUAAUGAGAGAGAAAGAAGUCAAACACGUCUUUACGUGAAAAGUAGUGAUGAUUUUACCGAUAACGUUAUCGUUAGGAAAAAAUCCCGGUCGGGUACUUAUAUCGCGUAUACGAAAAAUUUCGAUACUCAAAUCGUCGAGAGGGAAAAUUCGGAAAGUUCUCCCGAAGAAACUCGAGAUACGUCAUCGUCGUCGAGUUUUCAAUUCGAUUUUAAAUCAUUGUUUUCGUGGUCGGAAUAA